Messenger RNA from Candidula unifasciata, 1581 nucleotides. The record is from the annotation of a GenBank genome assembly. NCBI's taxonomy places the organism in Eukaryota, Metazoa, Mollusca, Gastropoda, Stylommatophora, Geomitridae.
AUGGCUAUAGACCCUGUGACAGAGACUGCCUCCAUGUCAGCAUCAUGUUUUCUUCUCUUGGCCACAGUAAUUGCUAUGGCUUAUUAUUACUAUAACCAAAAGGCAACUCAAGAGACAUGGAUACAGUAUGGCGUGAAAGAACCGAAGCUAUCGUUGCUAUUUUCUCUCGGCGAAGAUUUCAGGUAUAACUUCUCUCAUCUGUUGAACCAGUAUGGAGACACAGUUGGUCUUCGAAACAAGUCCGGGCUGACUCUCCUCACAUCAAACCUGAACCUCAUGAAGCACAUUCUUGUGAAGGACUUCAACAACUUUGUGGAAAGAUCCGACAAUUUAGUGUCCAGUUCUCCUUUUGUAAAAUCACUCUUCUUUGCUAAACAAAAGGAAUGGAAACGACAUCGACAGAUUGUUUCCCCUACUUUUAGCAGUGGCAAAUUGCGGCAUAUUGCUUCUACAGUUAACAAAUCAGCACAAUCCUUGACAGAUUACCUGGCAAGCUGUGCUAGGCUCCGUAAAUGCGUACCAAUAAAGGAAAUCACCGCGCAAUACACGGGAGAAAUAAUUGCCAAAACGGCAUUUGGACUGGAUGCCAAUUUUAUUGGGCAAGAAGAGCACGAGUUUCUUCAUCACGCGAAAACUAUGAUACCCCCACUCUUGGGGAAAGAACGAUUGAUCUUUAAACUGUUGGACUGCAUACCUUAUGCGAUCAAAAUCUGCAAGAAGAUUUUCUAUAACGUUCAGUUCUUUGAUCCUAUCAGCUUGCCAGCCAAUGCAUAUUUUGAAACAAUACUAAACGACGCUGUGAGAGAAAGGAAGAAACAACAGCAAGAAGGGAUCAAGAAAAGGCAUGAGGAUUUUCUUGAUCUGCUUCUGAAAACUAAUGAGGCCGCCAAACAGGGUACAGUUGUAGAAGAAGAAGAAGCAGAAGAUGAUGAUCAGGCAGAUACAAAGAAAGCUUGGCAAGGAGCAGUGAGUGCACUGUCGGACGAUGAAAUUCUCGGCCAUUCGAUGUUGAUAAUCUUCGCCGGGAUGGAGACGACGGCGACAACGCUGCAGCUAUGUCUGUAUCAGCUAGCCGUAAACCAAGAGAUCCAGGAGAGAGUACACCAAGAAAUUCAAGAGGUUGUCAGUUCGCAGGAUCCUUCCCAAGAAGAACUGAGCGAGCUUCACUACGUUGAACAGGUUAUCAACGAAACCUUGCGUUUACACCCACCAGCACCUCUGGUCAACAGGCGAGCUCUGGAAACCAGAACAUACGACGGAGUUACGAUACCCAAAGGCGCAGCUGUGAUUCUCCCUUACUAUCACAUUAUGACAGAUCCCAAGUUCGAUUUUCUCCAGAACAGAAAGAUCAAAAGAGAUACCAUGGCUUUCAUCGCGUUUGGUCAUGGUCCGAGACAAUGUUUGGGAAUGAGGUUGGCUUAUCUGGAGCUGAAGGUGGCCUUAGUGCACAUCCUGAGAAAGGUUAAAGUUAUACUAAACAAAAGCACAGUGCCGACGUUGGGUGAAAAGAUUAAGUUUACACCGCAGGGUUUGUUGAUUCCGGUAAAACCAAUUAUGCUGAUGUUUGAGCUCAGAGGCUAA